AUGACUGAACAUGUGACUGAACAGAUGGCUGAGCAGAUGGGCGUUAAUCCACAGGAUCCUUACGCUUUCAAUUACCUUCUAGAGAGAGACCUGGGCGCAAUCAAAGGGAACCAUAUCCCCUGCAGUCCCUUUCCAACCAUACCUGGAUACAGUUGCGAUGACAGCUUCUCUUACAAUGCCGAAGAUCUUUUAGACCCCUCAAGCCGAUUAUCCCAAAAGUAUCCCCAAGUGAGUCAAGUUCUUCGAGAACGCCUAGGGAUAGCAUUUUCCAAACGGAAUAACGACGAAUUCUCAAGGUCAUUUGGUGUCGCAUUUAUUGCACGCGAGAAAGGCGCUGCUGGUACUUCCCUAGAGGACCUUGAACAAUACGCAAUCAAAUCUCAAGCCCACACAACACAGUUGAUGGACGCAAUCAAAUAUUACAUCCCUACGAUGGCGCCAUUUAGUGAACCUAGCGGAAAGGAACGAUACAUCCCAGAAGAAGCCAUCCUUCUGAUCUAUCUCGACGAUAGCAAAAAUUUCCCGCGGCUCGACUCGGUCUAUACUCACGGUAUGCUAACAGCAAUCCUUAUGACUCCAUGUGUUGACCCUAGCUAUGAAGCUGUUUCAAUUAUUGAUGAGGCUCAUUUUAAUAGGGUCAAGUCGAAGGGUGCCAUACCGCGCAUCCGAAGGAGAUAUCCCCUGUUUCCAGCUUUUGAUGGCAGCUAUCUCAUGUCCACAACCAAAGAACCCCAACUGGGGGAAAUAGAAGGCUGUAAAGUCGCUUCCCAGUUUCUCCAAGCUAUGGUAGAGCUAGCUGAUAUGAAGGUUUGCCAUGGUGACAUAUCAGUGACAAAUUAUCUUAUGGACCAAAACCUCAACGUCCAACUAAUCGAUCUUGGAGCGGCCUACUUCUCGCUUGAGAAAUCAGGAUUCAGAAGAGACAUAGACAGCCAUAUCCCCUACCAGGAGUAUCAGAUGAUGCCUGAGAGAGCCAUCGAACUGGAGAAGUACGAUGCUUGGAGGGAUCCAUGCCAUGAUGAUGUCUCUAUUGAAAAAAUUCACAUGCCUAUAGAUAUGCAGGACAAGUCCAUGUGGAAAUAUUCAACCCUUGUUUACGGGUUUCUGCAUGGCUUCUGGCCCUGGGAUGAGCCUAAACCAGUGCCGAAAACUCAGGACUGGCAUGCUAGGUAUGAUGGUGUUUACAAUGAUCCAUUCUAUCCAGUGGUAAAAUGCAGACGCAAGAGAAUGAUUAACGAAGAUGUAGCGAUCAGCGAAUCACUCUCACAGGACUGCAGAGAUGUGUUACAAACCACAUUGUCCAGAGAAAAGUCCGACCGGCCAUCGUUGGAAGAGUUAUCGUCUUUUCCUUGGUUUUCUCACUGGUCUGCCGAAGAACUCGAGUCCGGUCGUUCUUUCAAAAGACCUUUUAUCAAGAAAUUCUAUGAUAAUAGCCGCCAUGAUGGUCGAAGGGGUUUUCCAUGGGCAAGUAUAUCAUCGAACGACGGCAUGUCAAUCCCCAUCCUUAACAGUCCUGGAUAUAAUACUUCUGAUUCCUCUGGAUAUUCUUCUGGGUAUUCUAGUUCUUCUAGUUCUUCUUCUUCUUAUUAUUCUACAUAUUCUGAUCAGCCUGAUGAUGGCGAAUAUGAGGAAGUAACUCCUCAAUACGAAGGCGAUUCAUCCCUUCAAGAGGCAUCCCCUUAA
Molecule: messenger RNA, 1683 nt
Organism: Penicillium vulpinum
Lineage: Eukaryota; Fungi; Ascomycota; Eurotiomycetes; Eurotiales; Aspergillaceae
Product: Protein kinase domain-containing protein
Exons: 2
Coding region: 1-1683 (560 amino acids)
Biological process (GO): protein phosphorylation; intracellular signal transduction
Cellular component (GO): cytoplasm
Molecular function (GO): protein serine/threonine kinase activity; ATP binding
Source: RefSeq, a predicted model, not a curated record